Messenger RNA from Colletotrichum spaethianum, 1248 nucleotides. Its product is annotated as putative 6-phosphogluconolactonase. The transcript is spliced from 3 exons. Gene Ontology annotation, molecular function: 6-phosphogluconolactonase activity; protein binding. The record is from RefSeq and is a predicted model, not a curated record. The coding region runs from base 1 to 1248 and encodes 415 amino acids. NCBI's taxonomy places the organism in Eukaryota, Fungi, Ascomycota, Sordariomycetes, Glomerellales, Glomerellaceae.
AUGUCAGGUCUCGCCUUCUGGGUGCCCUGGAUUUAUUUUGAGAAAUCGCUACCCGCUAUGUUAAGUUUCGAUAAGUUCUUUACGGCCUGGCUUGUGGCCGUGACGUCCAUCAAGCCGGUGGCAUCGACAAUCCUCUACGCUGCCUCCUAUGCUGGAACUGUCACAUCUCUCGAUCUUCAAGUCUCGGAAGCCGGAACCACUUUGAAAGCGAUUGCCUCAACCACAGCGUGCGCGGCAAAUCCUUCAUGGCUCACUCUCGACCAGUCAAAGUCCCUCCUAUACUGCGCAGACAGAGGCCUCACCAACCCCAAUGGUACUCUUGUAUCUUUUAAAAAAACAGGGAAUGGAACCCUCCUGCCUCUAGGAAGUCUGUCGACCAUCAAAGGAGGUGUCAGCUCAGUUGUGUAUGGCAAAGAUGGCGGACGUAUUGCUCUGGCUUCUUACCCGGCGUCUUCACUUGAGGUUUUUUCUGUCGAGGAUCCCACUGAAAUCAAGAGGCUGCAAUCUUUCACGUACACUCUGAGCCAGCCCGGGCCGAAGCCGGCGCAGGAUGCCCCGCAUCCCCACGAAGCUAUCCUUGACCCCACGGGGCAGUACGUGCUAGUGCCGGAUUUGGGAGCCGAUCUUGUGCGGAUCUUUGCCGUUGACCAGGAGUCCUACCAACUGAAGCCCGUCACUCCUCUAAACGUGGCAGUAGGCAGUGGGCCCAGACAUGCCAGUUUCCUUGUCACCAAAGAGAAAACCUUCUUCUUUGUUUUAGCUGAGCUCGGUAACACCGUUACCACUUAUGAGGUCAAGUACGACUGCAACAAGACUUUGAGCUUUGAGGAAGUCUUUUCUGUUGGGACCCAUGGGCCGGACAACAUUGUUCCCGUCGGCGCCGCUGCGGCUGAGGUUCACGUUUCACCUGACUCUGAGUAUCUCAUUGUUUCUUCACGUAAUGUCAGCCUUUUCAACAUCCCCAACUUUGAUCCCAACAACAGCACUGAUAUCCGGUCUGACGCCAUCAUCACCUUCAAAAUCGACCAGCAGACCGGUCAUCUCAACUUCACUCAGAUCUUCCCCUCAGGUGGGAUGAUUCCGCGCCAAUUCUCCAUCAACAAGGCCGGCACUCAGCUUGCUGUUGGUCUCCAGCAGGAUGGCCGUGCCGUCAUUAUUGAUCGUGACGUGAGUACUGGUCUCUUGAAGAACUUCGCUGCCAGCAUCUCAAUCUCUGGCGAGGUUGUUUGCGUAAUAUUUGAUGAAUGA